AUGAAGCUGAAUCCUACAAAGUGUGCAUUCGGAGUUUCCUCUGGGAAGUUCCUCAGUUAUAUGGUGUCAAACCGAGGGAUUGAGGCCAACCAAGAAAAGAUUCGAGCAAUCUUGGAUAUGCAGUCCCCGAAGAAUAUGAAGCAACUUCAACAACUGGCAGCUCUUAUCCAAGAAGAGGAGGGCGUGCAAAAGCCGGUAUACUUCAUCAACCGAGCUUUGAGAGGAGCCGAGGAGAGAUAUCCCCAGUUGGAAAAACUCGCCUUUGCUCUCAUUAUAGCGUCAAGGAAACUUCAGCUGUACUUCCAAGCUCACACAAUAAGGGUUCUUACCGAAUACCCACUAAAGGAGGUCAAGCGUUGGCAGACUUUCACUUAUCUGCCAGACACAGAGCAAUGGCCAAGGGAUGAGACAUGGGUAGUUUACGUGGAUGGGUCAUCAACAAGAAAGCAUGGUGGGGCUUGGGUGGUCCUAAUUACCCCAGAAGGUGAAGAGUUGCGUAGUUCCUUGAAGCUGGAAUUUAAAACUACCAACAAUGAAGCCGAAUACGGGGCAGCAAUAACUGGACUCGGCUUGGCCCGAGAGAUGGGAGCUGAGUUUAUUCAGCUACGAAGCGACUCUCAAGUGAUUGUCGGACAUAUCCGAGGGGAGUUCAAAGCCAAGGGAGACAAGAUGAAGCUGUACUUAUUAAAAGUACAGGAUUUGCAGGAUUCUUUCAAAAAAUUCUGCAUUGUAAAAAUCCCAAGGGAAGAAAAUAAAAGGGCGGACCAUCUCGCUUGCAUAGCAUCGACAGUGGAACUCAUGGGGGAAUUUGAAGAACUAGUUCAAAUUCUAUCCGAACCUGCCAUAACCGAGGUGAUCUCGGUCUCGGCAGUAGAGGUAGUGCCUGAUUGGCAAAAGGAAGUGGUGGAAUAUGUGGAAAUAGGAACUCUCCCUUCAAAAAAGAAGUCGGCUGUCCAGCUAAGGAAAAAAGCUGCUAGAUUUACCAUGGUAAAUGAAACCUUAUACAAACGAGGUUUCAUGUUACACCUUUUGAAGUGCGUCUCCAAAGAAGAAGGUAAUUACAUCCUUCGUAAGAUUCACGAAGGUAUCUAUGGGAGUCAUUUAGGCGCAAGAAUGUUGGCACAUAAGGCAGUCCGAGCAAGUUUUUAUUGGCCUAACAUGACUCGAGACUCGAUGGAGAUGGUCAGAAAUUGCGGCAAGUGCCAACGUUUCGUUAACCCAAGAAACCCCAAAGGAGUUACGCUCGGUCUCCUCACCAUGGCCCUUCUCACAAUGGUGGGUAGAUCUAGUGGGACCAUUACCUCAUGGAAAAGGGGAUGUUCGGAAAAACAAGACCAAGCCCAAGAAACCAUGUCAGUAUACCAAGAAAGAGUAGCUCGGUACGUCAACAAGAGGGUCAAGCAUCGAAGCUUCAAAGUUGGAGAUCUGGUCUUGCGAAAAGUUACCAUCGCUACCAAAGAUCCAGCUGAGGGCAAGCUAGCUCCCAAUUGGGAAGGACCUUACAAGGUGAUCGAGUGCCGAAGAGCGGGAGCAUUCUACCUCGAGGACCUCGAAGGAAAGCCACUCCCCAGGCCAUGGAAUGCCGAGCAUCCUAAAAAAUAUUUUGUCUAA
Messenger RNA from Corylus avellana, 1611 nucleotides. RefSeq lists its product as uncharacterized. The record is from RefSeq and is a predicted model, not a curated record. Gene Ontology annotation, molecular function: nucleic acid binding; RNA-DNA hybrid ribonuclease activity. Lineage: Eukaryota; Viridiplantae; Streptophyta; Magnoliopsida; Fagales; Betulaceae.